Messenger RNA from Aureobasidium uvarum, 1260 nucleotides. Lineage: Eukaryota; Fungi; Ascomycota; Dothideomycetes; Dothideales; Saccotheciaceae. The record is from the annotation of a GenBank genome assembly.
AUGCCAAGUCAAGAUGAUCCACCAUUUGAUCCAGUCAGAUGCGCACAUUUACACAACGAACUCGUUCAACGAGCAAUAAAAUCUCAAGGCGCCGCCUCGACUCUCGAAAAUGUACUUGAAGGAUACGACGAUGACUUCAAAACACGCCUCCUACCCGACCUUGAAAGCUUCUUGGCCAAUAUCAUUGCCAGACCCAUGAGCAACGAACCAACACUACUCACGCCUUUCUGCCACCAACCGAAUCCCAAGUUGUUCUUCCAAAACAAAGACUUGCCGCAUUUUGCGCCUUUCAAGGAUACUCUCGUUCUGCUGUAUCCAGGUGAAGCCACGGGCAGCGGUUUACUUUUCAGUCAGCAGCACAACGUUGCUGCCUGGAUUAGCUCCGAUCUUCAACUCCCAGCAAAGAAAUCAUGGCUACCUCUGUUCAAGAUCCUGGAGCGGUGGAUCCAGAUGUGGGAUACUGGUAAGAUCACACCAGAACUGAACCUCGUUCCUUGGACAGAACGGGAUCUGCAAGCAUCACUCGUAGCGUGGAAUGAGUUGGUUGAUGUCAUCGAAGCCAAACUGCCCAAGCCAGUGACACGGCCAAUCACGCAUGAACCACUCAUUGAGCAGAGUGUGGCACAAAAAUGGACAGAACAGUCAUUCCAGUACGCUUUCCUCAUUCAAGCACGUCGACCAGCGUUUAGCGGUAUCGCACCAGGUGUGAGCGUCUUGUCUACGGGGUCAUUUGAAGCUUUACACGCCGGGGAGCCGGAAGACAGCGAACGCAAACAAGUCAUUGGUCGCAAGCCCGGAGAUCCGGAAGACUACCAGUCAGCUCUUUCCUGCGAUCUGGCACCUACAUUGCUAUGCCCUGGCCGGGCCGUGGAAUCCAGUUGGCGUGAUCAUUCAAAGCCUUCGCUGAGAGAUUACAGGGGUAGAGGGUCAGCAUUGUUGAAGCGGAAAGCCGGGCUGUAUCUAUGUCCUGACGAAAGCUGGAGCGAUGCAGUCGUCUUUUCAGAUGGCAGAGGCAGGGAGAGCCUCUUCACUUAUAGAGGAUCGUGUCCAUGGAUGCCUGGCCGACCGCCGGCCCUUCUGCGAGAUGUCCUCCGAUUCUGGAAAAAGCUAGUUGUGGAUGAGAUCUGGAAGGUUGGCGACUCAGGUGUUUUCGGAAACAUGGCACACUUCCAUUCUCUGCCAAGGGGACUGGUCAGCGUCACGGGCAAUGAGUCUUACGAUGAGUAUUGCGCCGAUUGGGAUGUUGCAACGUCUUUUUAA